Astyanax mexicanus (Mexican tetra) is the source of this 630-nucleotide messenger RNA. It is a transcript of the gene smim18, whose product is annotated as small integral membrane protein 18. NCBI's taxonomy places the organism in Eukaryota, Metazoa, Chordata, Actinopteri, Characiformes, Acestrorhamphidae. The coding region runs from base 246 to 461 and encodes 71 amino acids. The record is from RefSeq and is a predicted model, not a curated record. The transcript is spliced from 2 exons.
AAGGAGAGAGAGAGAAAGAGAGAGUGAGAGAAAGAGUGAGUGAGCACAAGAGAGAGACAUACAGUGAAGCGAAGGGACACAAACAGAAGAAAACAAGAAAAAGAGAGAACGAGAGAAAAAGAGAGAACAAGAGAAAGAGAGAGAGCGAUAGAAAGAGAGAGAGGCAGGAAGGGCGAGCCACAUAGGAAGUGAGUGGGCUGGCAGUACCAGCAUCCUCAGCAUCCUACUAAGACACACAGGUCAGUAUGAGCGUAUCCAGCAGUGGCACUGCACUGGGGCAGCAGGUUUAUCCGUUCCAUGACGGUUGGAACAUCGCCUGCUUCAUCAUCCUCCUGCUCUUCAUCCUCACGGUCCUGUCCCUCGCCACACUGGCAUUCCUCUACGAGCUGCUGGACUGCGGCUGCUUCGCCAAGACCAAAACCAACCGCGACAGACGCAGCCAGAGCGAGGAGGUAGUGUAGACAAUACAGACACAACGGCAGGAGAGGAAAGCAGGCCAACAGCAUGACUAAUGAACCGGGAGAAGCGGCGCUAUCAUGGAAUCAUGAGAUAAGAGACAGACUGGACAGUAUUCAGUGGACUGUUUGAGCUCCUGUUAACCAAUAAAUGUACAAGUCUGUAAAAACAGAA